Messenger RNA from Neurospora hispaniola, 180 nucleotides. RefSeq lists its product as uncharacterized. Lineage: Eukaryota; Fungi; Ascomycota; Sordariomycetes; Sordariales; Sordariaceae. The transcript has a single exon. Bases 1 to 180 code for a protein of 59 amino acids. The record is from RefSeq and is a predicted model, not a curated record.
AUGAAAGAAAAUGACUACCGGCUUUCUCUCUAUACAUGUAUAGUGAUAUUUCGCAAAGAGGCAUACAUUGUUUAUCAUUGUCAUUCUCUCAACCUCUCGGAUUUGAUCUGUUUCUUCAUCAUCCUCAUAAAACCCAACCUGUUGACCAUCAUCAUCAUCAUCAUGAAAAGGAAAGAAUAG